This is a messenger RNA of Scaptodrosophila lebanonensis, 703 nucleotides long. RefSeq names its product succinate dehydrogenase cytochrome b560 subunit, mitochondrial (gene SdhC). NCBI's taxonomy places the organism in Eukaryota, Metazoa, Arthropoda, Insecta, Diptera, Drosophilidae. The record is from RefSeq and is a predicted model, not a curated record. The transcript is spliced from 2 exons. Gene Ontology annotation, cellular component: membrane. Gene Ontology annotation, biological process: mitochondrial electron transport, succinate to ubiquinone; tricarboxylic acid cycle. The coding region runs from base 81 to 593 and encodes 170 amino acids. Gene Ontology annotation, molecular function: electron transfer activity; succinate dehydrogenase activity.
CUUUGACAAUAAUCUCUUAGGUACAUCUCCAUUUUAUUUGACAGCUGUUUGGCUCUGAAAAAUUUGUACGAGAAAAAAAAAUGUAUGCACUUUCAAGCACACUUAUACGCCCAGCUUUGCGCCAGGGGCUGCAAGUGGCCGCUGCCUCUCGUCAGGUUUCUCUAAAAGUCGUCUCAGUUGGAUCCACAGUAAAAGAUGAGACCUUCUUUGAGAAGAAUGAGCGACUAGGCCGCCAAAUGUCGCCACAUCUGACUAUCUAUAAGCCGCAGCUUACCUCUAUGCUCUCAAUUGCUCAUCGAGGCACAGGUUUGGCUUUAGGUGCCACCGUCUGGGCCCUAGGUUUGGGCGCAUUGAUCGCGUCGCACGACAUAAAUCAUUAUAUUACAAUGAUCGAAGGUCUGCAGUUGAGUGGUGCCACACUAACCGCCAUCAAGUUCAUCAUUGCCUAUCCGGCGGGCUAUCAUACUGCUAAUGGCAUUCGCCAUUUGAUCUGGGAUACAGGAAGUUUUCUCAAAAUUAAGGAGGUCUACUCAACCGGUUACAUAAUGGUCGGUGCCUCGUUCGUGCUCACCGCUAUAUUGGCGUUGCUUUAAGGGCUACCCUGGCGUGAUAGUUGUCGGCAAUGUUAUCAGUUUCCUUAUUAAAUUUUAGUACGAUUGUCAUUGCUUACUUGAGUAAAUACACUGAAAAUAUGUAUUUGUAA